CAGCUUCAUCGUUUGAGCGGGCCGGGAUCGUCUAAAGGUAAACCCCGAGCUGACUUUAACCGCAGUUCCGUUAAUCCUGAGCUCCCUGAGGAGGUCUCCCGCUGCUCUCCUCGUUGCUGCCGGUGCUCCACGCUAACCGGGGACGGUCAGCCUGUUUCAGGAGCCCCUGCCGAAACACCAGAAACACGCUGAUUAUCAGGAGGAGAGUGACGGAGCAGCAGAGGAACACUUUCAGCCGUUUGGACUCAGCUCAGCCACUACAGAGGAAACCAUGAGUUCAACAGAACAGGACCAACAUGGACCGAGAAGUCAGUGCUCUCAGGAGGCCGACAAACCUCAUGGAAGAAAGGGAGAAAAACAAUACAGCUGUGAUCAGUGUGGGAAGGGUUUUACUGGGAAGGACUCACUAAAUAAACAUUGUGUCACCCACACUGGAGAGAGACCAUUCAGCUGUGACCUGUGUGGAAAGUCUUACACCCAGCGUACACACUUAAAAAGACACCAAUUCACACACAGUGGAGUUAAACCAUUCAGCUGUGAUUUGUGUAGAAAGUCUUUUACACAGAGGAGUGACCUAAAAAGGCAUCAUGUCUUUCACAGUGAAGUUAAACCAUACAGUUGUGAUCAGUGUGGGAAGGGUUUUACCCAGAAACACAGCUUGGAAAUGCAUAAGUUCAUCCACAGCAUUAAACCGUACAGGUGUGACGUGUGUGGAAAAUCUUACACUCGAUCUGGACACUUAAAAAGUCAUCAGGUCGUCCACAGUGGAGUUAAACCAUUCAAAUGUGACUUGUGUGGAAAGUCUUAUACGCAGUCUGGACAUUUAAAAAAUCAUCAAGUCAUCCACAGUGGAGUUAAACCGUUCAAGUGUGAUUUAUGUGGAAAGUCUUUUACUGAAAUGAAAACCCUAAAAAGACAUCAAGUCUUCCACACUGGAGUUAAACCAUUCAGUUGUGAUCAAUGUGGGAAGUGUUUUACCCGUAAAGAAGGCCUGGAGAUGCAUAAGCUCAUCCACAGCGGAGUUAAACCUUUCAGCUGUGAUCAGUGCGGGAGAGCUUUUACUUGCAGGAAAAACUUAUGGAUGCAUCAAGUUACCCACUCUGGAAUUAAGGCAUACCGCUGUGACAUCUGUGGAAAAGCUUUCAGCCACCUAGGCAGCCUAAAUAAACACCAACGCAUCCACACCAGACAGGAUGUGUGCUCUUGUGAUUUGUGUGGCAAACUGUUUGUGACAUACAACAACUUACACAUCCACAAACUUACCCACACUGAGGAGAGACCUUAUAAAUGUGACCUGUGUGAUAAGGCUUAUAAAGCUCCAAACUCCUUGAAAGCACACCAUCGGAGCCACACUAGAAAGAGACUCUACAGGUGCAGUUACUGUGAGAAGCAGAGUGAUGCAGAUGGAUCCAGUUCUCAGCCCUGUCGUCACUGUGGUGGUAGGAAACCGUUUUGUUGUGACGUUUGUGGAAAAGCUUUCAAGAAGAAAAAAGGCUUAAUAUGGCACCAACGUAGACACACAGGAGACAAACUGAACUACUGCAGUGAAUGUGGGAAAGGCUUCCCCACACCAAGUGCAUUAAAACAACAUGAACUCUUCCACAGUGGGGUUAAAAAGCACCUCUGUGACCAGUGUGGGUCAUCCUUCAUCACUACAGGUGACCUAAAAGUGCAUAAACGAGUCCACACAGGAGAGAAGCCAUACAAGUGCAGAUACUGCGAGAAAAGCUUCGCACAUUCAGGUAAUCGUAACAUUCAUGAAGGUUUGCACGCUGAAGAGAACUACAACUGUGACCAGUGCGACAAGAGCUUUGGGAAUCUCAGUUCAUACUCCGAACACAAACGUUCCCAUGCUGCAAAUGAUCUGUUUCACUCUUACCAAUGUGCAAAAACAUUUACCUCAUUAUCUGGUCUGUCUGAACAUCAGUGUGAUCAUGCAGGGCUGGAAUCAUUCCCAUCACUGGAUCACAGUGAAUCUACAGAGACACAAAGCUCCUCUUCUGGUUGCAGGGUCAAACUUAAACACCUUGAGAUCCGGCUCCACAGAAUUCAGAUGGAAUCUCUUGGGUCUGAUGAGGUCACUCUUAUUUCUGGACUUCCAGUGAAUAAUCCUGAAUCUUAAAGGUACCAUCAGUAAUUUUUUAGGUUAGUUAUUUGGGGGCGGUAUUGUACUAAUAUAUUAGUGUGUAAAUAUAUUUUCCAAAAAAAUUGAUCCAUUCUCAUAAACUUAUAAUUAAUCCAUUAAAAAUAAAUGGGAGUAGGUUUCAGUUUGUGGACGCCGCCAUGUUGCCCCACCAUAUUUGAAUACAGUGGCUGGGAAGGACGUCUCCCUUCCAACAAUCAUGCUUUACAUAUGUGGCUACAGAGCAUCCACAGACGUAGUACACCAAAGUCGGAGGAGACAUGGAGGGACAAGAAGGAUCAAACCUAUGUUUUAGCAUUGGAGAAGAGGUCCCCUUUGCUUUCAAGAAAAGAAUGGGUCUGAUCCGACAAAAGGUGCCCGGUGAAAAUGCCUGGAAAUGAAAGUUGAGGUCUUUUGCCUCAUCUUUUAAUGUCAAACUCAAAUGCUUUCAGUCUGCAGCAAAAAUAAAGAGAUCACUGUUCUAAUAGGAACAGUGGAAGAGUGUAUGCCUGCUCUUCCUGGAUUUGGGGGUGGAUGUGGAGGACUGGGAGAGGUCAUCACAAGAUCUCUCUUCUCACAAUUAUCCUUGCCAAAGUCCACUCUCUUUGUAAUAAAGUUGACAUUCUUCAGGCAAAAGGUAUUUUUUCCCCAUGGGAUUAAAGGAGUUUUGCCUCAUCGCUCUGACAGACAUUGCUCAAGCAACAGGACUUAUAACCUGAGCUGGAAAUCAGUAUUUUUGGAGGACCACUGAGGCUCGAUAGAGACCCAACCGAACUGGUAAAGUUCCGAGCCAGGGUCCCUGUCUUUAUAAUAGGGCUGCAACUAUCAAUUAUUUUAGUAAUCGAGUAUUGAUUAUUUCAUCAAUUACUCGAGUAAUCAGAUAAGAAGUACUUCCUUCGUAUUAACAGUUCAUCUGCAUAUUUUAAUUUCCGUACUGCAGUUUUUCUCUGUAUGUGAAACAAACAGGGUGGAUGGAACAGCUACAAAGUUCCCUUUUUUUCACUUGCUGAUUUAGGUGGUUGAUGAAAGACCUCCAGCUGUUUCCCAGAAAAAGUUUAAUGGUGGUUACAGGGGGGGAGCUUCUUUUGGAUGCUAGAAAAACAUUUCCUCACGUCUCUAUAACGGCUCUGCCUCUUUGUGCUUGUGCAGACAGACUGCAAUUAAAACAGCUGACUGCUGCUGUUGUGUUAUCAGUGUUUAUGUUGAAAAACAUUACGCUGCAAGAGCGUAAUGUUGUAAUGCUUUGUAUUCACAGGCAUUAUCCUAAAUUCGUUUUUACUGCAGGUCUAUAUUUAGUCACUAGUCAGGGAUUAAAGCAUAAAACAUAUUUUGACGGGAUAGCUAGUGCUAAUAGCGGUGCUCACAAGCAGUAUUCUGUGAUUAUAGCAAGCUGUUCUGCGAGCUUCACACAUGCGCAAUAGCAUUCAGUGGCAUGUUUAGUCAUGGUGGCAACUGGUGAAAGAACAGAAUGAGACGUCUUGUCCGUCUAUCUCUGGCGAGCUUCACACAUGACGUAGAAUUCCAUUUCCGGGUCCAAACUGUCACAUGAUCAAUAUGCCACAAUGCUGUGUCCCUGGUCAUUUUACCAAUGAGAAGGAGAAACAGAAAUGGCUGCAUUUGAUAAGGUAUGCUAUAAUCAUCUUUAAUAGUGAACAGUCAUUGUUAUACCAUUGCUGUUUAUUUAGGAGCAUUUGGACCCAGAAAUGACGUCAGACUUAAAGACUGCUACUGGUGAAACUGUGCCAGCUUUGUU
Molecule: messenger RNA, 3875 nt
Organism: Archocentrus centrarchus (flier cichlid)
Lineage: Eukaryota; Metazoa; Chordata; Actinopteri; Cichliformes; Cichlidae
Product: gastrula zinc finger protein XlCGF26.1-like
Exons: 4
Coding region: 272-2122 (616 amino acids)
Biological process (GO): regulation of transcription by RNA polymerase II
Cellular component (GO): transcription regulator complex; chromatin; PcG protein complex
Molecular function (GO): DNA-binding transcription factor activity, RNA polymerase II-specific; RNA polymerase II cis-regulatory region sequence-specific DNA binding
Source: RefSeq, a predicted model, not a curated record